Messenger RNA from Pieris napi, 1930 nucleotides. RefSeq names its product kelch domain-containing protein 3. The record is from RefSeq and is a predicted model, not a curated record. The transcript is spliced from 6 exons. NCBI's taxonomy places the organism in Eukaryota, Metazoa, Arthropoda, Insecta, Lepidoptera, Pieridae. Bases 261 to 1418 code for a protein of 385 amino acids. Gene Ontology annotation, cellular component: cytoplasm. Gene Ontology annotation, molecular function: chromatin binding; protein binding.
ACUUACUUGUAACUCGUCACUCGUGUUACCUACGUCCUUUUCUGAGCAUCGUAGAGUAAAAACAAAACAUAACUAAAUGAUAAAUGUAAAAGUAUUUUAUUUAGAUGGUUUUAUUACUAAUUAAGUUGAGCCAAGGAAACAUUUCAGUAUAGCUAGCUUGAUUUAUACCGUUUCAUACAGAUGAGUUAGCUAGUUCGGGAAAAAUAAAAUAUGUUGAACUCAUAAUAAUUAAAUGUGAACUUAACGGUUUAACUAAUAAAAUGUAUUGGACUUUGCACACUAAUGGUGGGCCUCGGAGGGUGAAUCACGCAGCAGCCCUGGUUGGUGACAAAAUAUACUCCUUUGGGGGUUAUACUUCAUUGGAAGUAUACCGACUCUGGGACCCAAUGUCAGUUCAUGUUUUAGACACAAAGGUAUACAAAUGGGCUCCUGUAGAAUAUGACGUGAUAGGAGCACCAUUCCAGAGGUAUGGGCACACUUGUGUCGCAUAUGGAGACAAGAUUUAUCUAUGGGGUGGACGUAAUUAUACUGCACCUUGCGACAAAGUCUAUUGUUUUGAUACUGAGGAAUUUAAGUGGAGCACUCCCCUGGUAUCAGGCAGAAUACCUAAUGGAAAAGAUGGUCAUUCAGCAUGUAUUGUCAACAAUAAAAUGUAUAUAUUUGGAGGAUUUGAUUACAUUACUGAUGAAUAUACAAACAACUUGCACUAUUUAAAUCUACAAACUAUGGAAUGGUGUUAUGUGUGUGCUAAAGGGAGUCCUCCAAAAGGGAGGGAUUUUCAUACUGCAUUGGCAUAUGGGGAUCGAAUGUACAUUUUUGGAGGCAGAUCAGAGUUAAGAAGGCCACUUAUUAAUGAUCAAGAGUAUUACUCUAAUUUAGUCUAUUAUUUUGAUACUGUAACAGAAACAUGGGUAAAAGUUAAGGCAAGAGGAAUUAAACCAGAUGGAAGGCGGAGUCAUUCUAGUUGGAUACAUAAUGAUUUUAUGUACAUUUUUGGUGGGUAUAAUGACAAAAAAAAGACACAUUACAAUGACAUACAUCGAUAUUCAUUCUUAAGUAAUCAAUGGGAAUUUAUUAAUGUUUAUGGCACACCACCCUGUAAAAGAAGACGGCAGGUGUGUAUUCUCUAUAACGACAAAUAUAGUGACAAAGUAUACCUAUUUGGAGGAACAAGUCCAGUAGACAAUGUGCCUGUAGAAACAAAAGAUGAUGAAAGUGAGGAUGAGGAAAAAGUUUUGGAUAAAGAUGACCUUCAUUUGCUAGAAUACUUACCAUCCCUCAAAGUACUUUGUAUUAUGUACAUAACCAAAAAUAAAAUGAAUACUGCAGAGCUUCCAAAUGAUUUAUUAGUCGAUAUUCAAAUAAUGACACAGCCCAACAAAAUAAGCAGUCCUAUUGAAGAACUAACGAAUUUGUAAAUGUAAUAACUUUGGAUAAUUCAAAGGCCAAUUAAGUCUCACAUCCCUGAGGUCGUUGGGUCGAAUCACAGCUGUGCACCAAUAGAUAUUUCAGCUGAGACAUCGACACACAAGCACACAUGUCAAGCACAGAAGGGUUUAAGAAGAUUAUCAGAUAUAGAAAUCAAGAGGUCAAGAGUUGUAGCGCCACAGGUUUUUUGUUUAUGUAUAGACGCUGGUUUUAUGAUCUGUAAAUUUUUAUGUUUGAAGUUUGACAAUGUUCUGGUUUUCCAAUAUGUAUUAGACCGUGAUCUCAAAUUUAGUCACAGUUAAACCUCAAUUAAGUUCUCUUACACUUUAGGGGCCGUUCAAGUAUUACGUAAGUAUAUUAACUGCAAUUUAUCCCCCCCCUCCUCUUGUCAUUAAAAGUAACCGAAGUUCUCAAAAAUAAUAGAACAUAAACGCUUUAAUUUUUUAUAGAAAUCCUCGAAAAUGCAUUUCGUCUUCAAGCAUAGACAAUGUGCGAGUAAUAA